GUUGCUGUCGCCAUUUUCUUGUCAACGAAGCGAACUGACAGUGACGGAGCCUGAAAUAAAUCACGAAUCCGGCGUUAGUGGUCAGAGACCCGUGCCCGAGCGGUUAGCCGGAUGAGUCCAUGGACUGCCUGCUGAUAAGUGGUUAUGGUAUUAAUCCGGCCGGAGUAGGUUUUCCCGGGUCGUUGAGCUCGAAGAUGGACGACGCGGCGGCGAGGGAAGACGCCUGUAGAGAGUACCAGUCCUCGCUGGAAGACCUGACGUUCAACAGCAAGCCCCACAUCAACAUGCUCACCAUCCUGGCAGAAGAAAACACCCAGUUCGCCAAGGAUAUCGUGGCAAUUAUCGAAGCGCAAAUAAGCAAGGCCCCGGCCAUCGAGAAGCUGCCUGUUUUGUACUUAGUGGACUCCAUAGUGAAGAACGUUGGAGGAGAGUACCUCGCAGUGUUUGCUAAAAACCUAAUCGCUUCAUUUAUUUGUGUCUUUGAAAAGGUGGACGAGAACACCAGGAAGAGCCUGUUCAAGCUGCGCUCCACGUGGGACGAGGUCUUCCCCCUCAAGAAGCUGUACGCGCUGGACGUCCGGGUCAACGCUCUGGACCCGGCCUGGCCCAUCAAGCCGCUGCCGCCGCCCACCACUGCCAUCCACGUCAACCCCAGGUUCCUGAAGCAGGCUGAGGAGCCGCCCUCUCCGCAGGCGGCCCAGCUUCCGGCGCCGGUGCGUGCCCCCUCACCGACCCCCGGCGCCAGCCAGUCCAGCCUGACCCAGGAGCAGCUGAUCCGGCAGCAGCUGCUGGCCAAGCAGAAGCAGCUUCUGGAGCUCCAGCAGAAGAAGAUCGAGCUGGAGCUGGAGCAGACCAAAGCCCAACUGAUGGGACAGGCUGGGUUUGCAUUACCACCACCGUCUACGGUCUCUAGUCCUGCAGCGUCCAGCUCCCUGUCCAAGCCCGUCAACCAGACCGCUCCUGUGAUCCGGCCCUGGAUCCCCCCCCCGCCCCAGACUGAACCAAAACCUUCCACUAGAGACCCCCGUCUGAACCGCACCGGUCCCCUAGCUGCAAAAAAAGAGAGUCCUCUGGUCACUCCUGACCGGAAACCUUUGGACAAAUCCACCCGGCAGGACAAAACCCGGCCCCCCAGGAAAGAAGUGUUAGAGGACAAGUCCAAGUCUCCGUCUCUGCUGAACAGAAGUGUCCAAAAACCCAGACCGGUGGAGGCGGAACCUCAGAGACCCGCCGAGGACGCCAAGAAGGACCCCAGGCUGAAGAAACGGCUGCAGGACAAAACGUCGGAGACCAGAGAGGACGAGGUGAAGGACAAAAAGCGCUGCAGCGACAAGGAGCGGGACGAGGCCCCGCGGGGACCAGAACCCCCGAGGACCGCCAAGUCCAGACUGGUGAACGGCUCCGUGGCCAAACAGGACCGAGGCGACUCCGCAGACAAGGCCGACUUCAAAACCGGAGGAAACGCCCGAACCCACGCCAGGAAACGGUCUCGCUCGCGCUCCCCCACCGCCUCCCCCAAGAGGAAGGACAGGCGCUCGCCCAAGGGCCGGCCCCGAAGCAGCUCCCCGUCCCACAAACCCGGGAAGCCCAGGAGGGUCCGAGUCGAUGACGUGCAACACGGCAAACUGGGUCGAGACCGACUCGCCCUCAAAAAGACUCAGUCAGAAGGCAGGAGGCCGAAGAGGCCAGCAGAGGACCGCCGCUCCGAGUCCAGAGACUCCCCCCGAGGACACGACGGGGGGGUCAAGGAGCCCAAGGAGGUGCCUCAGCGCUGGAGGAGCGGCUGGGAGGAGAACAAACACCUGAAGCUCCUGGAGGACGCUCGCGCCAAGACCGGUCCUCUGAGACACAAACUGUACGGCACUCCGACCCGUCCCGGCACCCCCAGGACCCCAAAGCAUCGUCUCAGCGUGGACCCUGACCUGCAGAUUCCUGAAGUCCUCAACUCCGCCUCCAAGAAGGACCUGCUCAGGAGGGCUAGCAAGCGUCUGGAGAGCGGCGAGAUCUCCCAGGAGGACUUCCUGAACAUGGCCCACCAGAUCAAACACCUGUUCCAGUACCAGGAGGAGAAGCAGCGCUCCGAGGCCUGGGACGGCGCCCAGAACCAGUGUCCCUCGGCUCAGCCCCGCUCCCACGACGCCAUGGACGCUGCGGAGCUGUCCUACUACGAGCACAAGUCCAAGCUGAGGAAGACGCAGGUCAGCCGCCGGGUCCCUGCCGAGGACACGCAGAACACGUCGGAGGACGCCGGGGACAAAAGCCUGAGCGCUGAACAUCCGUACAUCCACCUGCCGCGGGACAGACCAGGUGAGAGGCGGAGCAAAGAGCUGGAGGAGCCGCGGGCCCCUCUGGCCCCCAUGAUCGAGGAGUACAACCACGGCAAAGAGUUCCCCACGCUCAAGUCUCUGCCGGGACUCCGCUUCAGACGGAGAGCCGACCCCCGCGAGUCCAGAGACACCGGUGAACGGGAGUGGACGUCGCCACUGAUGGAGCGCCAGCCGUACGACGAGGAGCAGAAGAGCGGCUACGAUGCUCCGCGGAGAUACGGCCCCCCCGCUGAGCCUCGCAGACCCGAGGGGCCCCUUCCCUCCAGCACCGGAAGCCUCAGGAACUGUCCCAGCCCAGGUGGUCUGGAGGCCCCGCCUCUUCGUUUUGAGCGGGAGCGCCUAUCACCGCUGCAUCAGAAGGACGUGGCGGACAUGAGUCCGGUCCCACGCUUCGAGAGUCCGAACAGUGAACACUCAGAUGAUGCGCCCCUUGAAGUCCCCCAUCCUCCCUCCAAGUCCAUCCUGAAGGGCCCACCUCGUGGGGGGCCCCUGUCUGCUGUCCGUCCACUGGAAGAGUCCCCAGGACAUACCCCACCUCAUGAAGGAGGACAACCCCCAACACGCUACAGUGGACCCGGACACAUGGGCCCCUCCAGGCCCCACAGACCCGGCUGGUAUGAAGGCCCUGGACGCUACGAGGAGUCUCCGUUUGAGGGGCCACAUCACGCAGCGCUCAGGUUUGAUGCUGGGGGCCCACCUCAUCACAAUGUACCCGACAGAACUGAAGGCCCUGGACCCAGCGACGGGCCCCAUAUGGGUCACGGCCCAAUGAGAGGAGAUGGCAUUGGACGGUUCGAUGGGCCCCCUCAGGGGCCCGUCAGGUUUGGGGCUCCCAUUGGCCAGCAACCCCCCAUCAGGUUUGAGGGACAGGCAGGUGGGUCAGGCCACCUAGAGGGCCCGGGUCAGCACUUCGAAGGGCCAGUUCGGUUCAGCAACAUGGGCCCCGGUCCGAUGGGUUUCCAGCAGCCGCGGCCCCCGCACUUUGACGGGCCCACUAAUCAGAUGGGUCCGAUGAGGUUUGAUGGUCCUGGUCCCACUCGCUUCGAGGGCCCUGCCCAGCUGGGUCCCAGAUUUGAUGUGCCUGGGCCCCUUCAGGGUGGGCCCCCACACUUUGAUUACCCCACUGGCCAGCAGGGGCCCCCGAGGUUCGCCCCCCAACCCAACCUGCCCCCCAUGCAGCCAAUGGCUCCCCCCAUCUACGACACUCCCAUGGCUCCCCAGCAGAACUUUGGCAUGGGCCCCCAACAUUUCCAAGAACCCCUGAACCCCCAGUUCCCUGGGGGGCCCAACCUACAGCCGGCAGGGUCCUUCAACCUGCAGCCGGUCCAGUUCAGCCAGCCGGGCCCCGGGGCCUUCUACAACCCUGCUGCCCCCGCUGGGGGCCUGCAGCAGCCAGUGAACCUGAUGGGUAACCUGAACCAGCCCUUCCUUCCACAAAACCCCGAGCCUUUUGGACUGCAGACUCAUCCGGUCCCUCCUCCAGAGAACCACUUCGGUCAGGUGGACGUCAACGACUUGUUGUCCAAACUCCUCUCCACUGGGAUCAUAAAGUCGUCCUCUCAGCCGGACACGGCGCCGACGUCCACCGCUGAGUCGUCUUCUGCGGCCGCUCAGGCUCCGCCCGUGGAGGAGGAAGAGGAGGAGGAGCCGGAGGUAGAAGAGGAGGACUUCCCAGAUCUGACCAGCUUCAGCAUCGAAGUCAUGAAGCAGCGCUAUGAGAGCGUGGUGACCAAGUUGUACUCAGGAAACCAGUGCUGCCUGUGCAGCAUGCGCUUCACCACCGCGCAGACCGACAUGUACGCCGACCACCUGGACUGGCACUUCAGGCAGAACCAUGCCGGCAAGGUGGCGAGCAAGAAGGUGACGCAUCGCCGCUGGUACUACAGCCUGACGGACUGGAUCGAGUUCGAGGAAAUCGCCGACCUGGAGGAGCGGGCCAAGAGUCAGUUCUUCGAGAAGGAAAACGAGGAGGAGGUGCAGAAGAACCAGGCCGCUGCCAAGGAGAAGGAGUUCCAGAGCGUCCGAGCCACCAAGGACCAAGUGGGAGAGUCGUGUGAAAUCUGCCAGGAGGCCUUUGAGACGUACUGGGUGGAGGAGGAGGAAGACUGGUUCCUGAAGGACGCCAUCAGGGUCGACGAGAAGAACUUCCACCCCGCCUGCUUUGAAGAUUAUAAAAACACGUCUUCGUAUCUGGACGUCACCCCGUCCCCCAGCAAGCUGCUGACCGAACACCCGCUGGGCGCCUACAUCAAGACCGAGGAUGAGGAGGUCACUUCCUGUGACUGCGACGUGGUCAAACAGGAAGUGAAGAGCGAGGCGCCAGAAGUGCCUCAGGAGGAGGAGCAGGAGGAGGAGGCCCGGGGUCAGGAGGAGGUUCAGGCAGACUCGGCCCAGUUGGAGGACGAGGCGUGACAUUCUGCUGCUCCUCUUUGUCCCGUCGGGGACGAAGAGUUUUUACGACUUGAAUACGUUUUGGUAUUUGGAUGUUGGGUCUGUGCUCAGCUGUAAAUGAUUUAAUUUAUAAUUAAAGUAUUUUUGUAACUCUGGUCUGACGCUGAUUGAGUCAUCGCGGCCGGGCGCAGGUGUUGAAGGUAAGCAGCAUCUGAUUGGACGGCGGAGGACGGACCACGCCCUCUUCAAUAAAAAUAAACAUGGAAAAUGUGUGAAACCUGAGUUUUUCUGUCAAUUAGGUUCAAAAAUAAAGUUUCAGUGGAUUUAAACUUCCUGCUGUCCUGCUUUUAUUUUGAAAAGUUAAAAUGAAUUUUAUUUCAUAAAACAGACCAACUGAAAGGGCUCUAAAACUAAACAGCUCAGGGGCCACAGAUGGUGAGAGCAGCAGCUCA
Messenger RNA from Nematolebias whitei (Rio pearlfish), 5170 nucleotides. It is a transcript of the gene pcf11, whose product is annotated as PCF11 cleavage and polyadenylation factor subunit. The record is from RefSeq and is a predicted model, not a curated record. The transcript is spliced from 17 exons. Lineage: Eukaryota; Metazoa; Chordata; Actinopteri; Cyprinodontiformes; Rivulidae. Gene Ontology annotation, cellular component: mRNA cleavage factor complex; cytoplasm. Gene Ontology annotation, molecular function: RNA polymerase II complex binding; ATP binding; mRNA binding. Gene Ontology annotation, biological process: termination of RNA polymerase II transcription; tRNA aminoacylation for protein translation. The coding region runs from base 120 to 4739 and encodes 1539 amino acids.